AUGGUUGUUGAUAAUCCCGAGCCUAUCUCUGCUGUUUUUGGUCUGUUUGAGGAUUAUACUCCUAUGGAUGAAUUGAUUGGAGAUAGUGAUGAAGAUGAUGAAGAGGAGGAUGAAGAGGAAGAUGUCAAAGAUGAGAAAGUAUACUCUGCGAGUAGUCAUGGUUCAGGUAAAGAUAAUGAUGACGAUGAUGCUCAUGGUGGUACAGGGUCGAAAGUAUCUGAAGCUUCUGCUGAACAGAAUGUUGAUAAUUUGAUGAAUGACUCUGUGAACGAAGAAUCAGGGGGAGCUGAUAGACAGGGGGAGUCAGGUGAUGCAGAGAACGUUCAACAAGCUGAGAAAUUGAUCUUGAGGUUAGAUACUUAUCGUGAAGAAGGAGAGCAUUUCCAUACUUACACGUUGGAAGCAAUUAAGGAAAUGACUCGCGUGAUGGAUCCUGACUUUAAAUUCGAUUUUGAAUAA
This is a messenger RNA of Helianthus annuus (common sunflower), 459 nucleotides long. Its product is annotated as acidic leucine-rich nuclear phosphoprotein 32 family member E-like. The record is from RefSeq and is a predicted model, not a curated record. The coding region runs from base 1 to 459 and encodes 152 amino acids. The transcript has a single exon. NCBI's taxonomy places the organism in Eukaryota, Viridiplantae, Streptophyta, Magnoliopsida, Asterales, Asteraceae.